Molecule: messenger RNA, 1425 nt
Organism: Eriocheir sinensis (Chinese mitten crab)
Lineage: Eukaryota; Metazoa; Arthropoda; Malacostraca; Decapoda; Varunidae
Product: proteoglycan 4-like
Exons: 4
Coding region: 1-1425 (474 amino acids)
Source: RefSeq, a predicted model, not a curated record
AUGGCCACCCAACACACCCACGCCCCUGAUCAUCAGCCAUCCAGCACUCCCCACGCCCCUGAUCACCGGCCACCCAACACACCCACGCAACUUAAUCACCGGCCACCCAACACUCCCACACCCCUGAUCACCAGCCACCCAACACUCCCCACGCCUCUGAUCACCGGCCACAUAACACACCCCAUACCCCUGAUCACCGACCACCCAACACUCCCCACACUCAACACUCCCACGCCCCUGAUCACCGGCCAAACAAUACUCCCCACCACACCCACGCCCCUGAUCACCGGCCACCAAACACACCCCACGCCCCUGAUCACUGGCCACCAAACACAUCCCACGCCCCUGAUCACCGGCCACCAAACACACCCCACGCCCCUGAUCACUGGCCACCAAACACACCCCACGCCCCUGAUCACCGGCCACCAAACACACCCUACGCCCCUGAUCGCCGGCCACGCAGCACAUCCCACGCCUUUGAUCAGCGGCCACCAAACACACCCCACGCCCCUGAUCACCGGCCACCAAACACACCCCACGCCCCUGAUCGCCGGCCACCAAACACCCCCCACGCCCCUGAUCACCGGCCACCAAACACACCCCACGCCCCUGAUCACCGGCCACCAAACACACCCCACGCUCCUGAUCACCGGCCACAUAACACACCCCACGCCCCUGAUCACCGGCCACCCAACACUCCCCACGCCCCUGAUCACCGGCCACCAAACACUCCCCACGCCCCUGAUCACCGGCCACAUAACACACCCCACGCCCCUGAUCACCGGCCACCCAACACUCCCCACGCCCCUGAUCACCGGCCACCCAACACUCCCCACGCCCCUGAUCACCGGCCACAUAACACACCCCACGCCCCUGAUCACCGGCCACCAAACACACCCCACGCCCCUGAUCACCGGCCACCAAACACACCUCACGCCCCUGAUCACUGGCCACGCAGCACACCCCACCCCUUUGAUCACCAGCCACGCAGAGCCCUUGAUCACCGGCCACCCAACACACCCCACGCCCCUGACCAACGGCCACCCAACACACCCCACGCCCCUGACCAACGGCCACCCAACACACCCUACGCCCCUGACCAACGGCCACCCAACACACCCCACGCCCCUGACCAACAGCCACCCAACACUCCCCACGCUCCUGACCACCGACCACUGCCAAGCCCCUGACCACGGCCACCCAAUAGACUUCACGCCCCUGAUCACCGGCCACCCAACACUCCCCAAGCCCCUGAUCACCGGCCACCCAACACUCCCCACGCCCCUGAUCACCGGCCACCCAACACUCCCCACGCCCCUGAUCACCGGCCAAUCAACACUUCCGACCUCCACCACACCAACCCUCCACAACAUCCAGCCAACUCUACACCCAGCCAUCACUACACCCAGCCAUGACCACACCUAG